CUGGGUGCUGCGCUGUGAGGGGCACAGGAGGAGCCUGGCACCCACCUUCAGGGACCCCUUGCCUGGGGCGGACCUGAGAAUCUCAGUCUCAUCUGGCGUGGCCUGGUGCCCAGCCAGGUAUAAUGGGGGGUGUAGGGGGGACAGCACUGCAUACUCUGGGGCUGAGCUCGGGAGGUUAGUAUGACUGGAAUAAUCAAGGGAGGCCUCCCUGGAGGGUCCAGGGGCACCAAGGCAGAAACAUUCAGAAAGGCUCCUGGGGGAGGUGGGGAGUUGCUGGAGCCAUCCUUGGGAUAAGGAGCAGAAAGGUGGGUGGAAAUUCCAGGUAGCAGGGACCCCCUACAGCAUACAUUUUUCAAGUCCACUGGGGGCUUUCAUAUCCACUGGGUGCUUAGCCAGGUAAUUCGGGCUCUCCAACCCCACCUGUGUAAGGGGGACACCAGCCACGGCACCAGCCCAUAGAGUAACAGUUAAUUGCAAUUGUGCCAACAACGUGCUCGGCACGGCGCAUGUUGGCGCUGAUAGUGUUCUGCUACCUUGAACUUUGUCUUCGUUGUUUUCGUCGUCAUUGUCACGCCCCAGGGCCCCUGGGAACUGCACUGGGCUGGGACGGUUAUGACCACUUCCCAGCUGAGGACACGGAGGUGGCGGGAGCAGAGAAAGUACUUCUCCGGGGUCACAGCUGUUCCCUGAGCUGCCUCCACUGCCGUCCCCGCCUCAGCCGAUUCGGUGCCCCUGAAGCCUGAUGCCCCUCCUUCAACCCCGCGGCGCUUCCCUUGGACCCGGGUGGGCCCCCGGGUCUAGGUUGGCCCAUUUGCCCUGCCUCUUCGGCCCCGUCCCAGGCCCCUUUUUGGGCCGAGUGCACACUUCUUCCUGGAUAUAGAAGGGUUCGAGCCCAACCCCACUGUCACCAACAACUCUCCCCUCAUCUUCUCCAAGCCCAUGGACUCCAACAUCCGGCAGUGCCUCCUGGACAGCUGUGAUGACAUGGACUCCCCACAAUCUCCUCAGGAUGACGGGAGAGAGACCCCAUUCAAUCCCAACUGUCCCAGUGCAAACCUGGCCAAGCAAGAGCAGAGGCACAAAAAGAAGUGGCUGAAGAAACACAUCUUUGUGGCUGUGUCGGAGGGCUGCGUGGAAAAGCUGCUGGAGCUGCUGAUGGAGCUGCAGGAGCUUUGUGAGCAGUGCCGCAGCCUGGAUGUGCCUGACUUCCUCAUGCACAAGCUGACGGCCUCGGACACGGGGAAGACCUGCCUGAUGAAGGCCUUGUUAAACAUCAACCCCAGCACCAAGGAGACCGUGCGGAUCCUGCUUGCCUUCGCUAAGGAAAACAACAUCCUAGACAGGUUCAUCAACGCCAAGUACACGGAGGAGGCCUACGAAGGGCAGACGGCGCUGAACAUCGCCAUCGAGCGGCGGCAGGGAGACAUCACCGCGGUGCUCAUCGAGGCCGGCGCCGACGUCAACGCCCACGCCAAGGGCGUCUUCUUCAACCCCAAGUACCAGCACGAAGGCUUCUACUUCGGCGAGACACCCCUGGCCCUGGCAGCCUGCACCAACCAGCCCGAGAUUGUGCAGCUGCUGAUGGACAACAAGCAGACAGACAUCACCUCGCAGGACUCACGGGGAAACAACAUCCUCCAUGCUCUGGUGACGGUGGCUGAGGACUUCAAGACGCAGAAUGACUUCGUCAAUCACAUGUACGACAUGAUCCUGCUGAGGAGCGGCAACUGGGAGCUGGAGACCAUGCGCAACAAUGACGGCCUCACGCCGCUGCAGCUGGCCGCCAAGAUGGGCAAGGCCGAGAUCCUGAAGUACAUCCUCAGCCGUGAGAUCAAGGAGAAGCGGCUCCGGAGCCUGUCCAGGAAGUUCACCGACUGGGCCUACGGGCCAGUUUCGUCCUCGCUCUAUGACCUCACCAACGUGGACACCAUGACCGACAACUCGGUGCUGAAAAUCAUCGUCUACAACACCAACAUCGAUAACCGGCAUGAUAUGCUGACCCUGGAGCCCCUGCACACGCUGCUGCAUAUGAAGUGGAAGAAGUUUGCCCGGUACAUGUUCUUCCUGUCCUUCUGCUCCUAUUUCUUCUACAACAUCACCCUGACCUUCAUCUCUUACUACCUCCCCCGGGAGGAGGAGGCCCUGCCACGCCCCUUGGCCCUCACAUACAAGAUGGGGUGCCUGCAGCUCUUAGGAAGCAUGUUUGUGCUCAUCUGGGCCACGUGCAUUUCUGUGAAAGAGGGCAUCGCGAUCUUCCUGCUGAGACCAUCAGAUCUGCAGUCCAUCCUCUCGGAUGCCUGGUUUCACUUUGUCUUUUUUGUCCAAGCUGUGCUUGUGGUACUGUCUGUCUUCUUGUACUUGUUUGGCUACAAAGAGUACCUCGCCUGCUUCGUGCUGGCCAUGGCCCUGGGCUGGGCGAACAUGCUCUACUACACGCGGGGUUUCCAGUCCAUGGGCAUGUACAGCGUCAUGAUCCAGAAGGUCAUUUUGCAUGAUGUUCUGAAGUUCUUGUUUGUAUAUAUCGUGUUCUUACUUGGAUUUGGAGUAGCCCUGGCCUCGCUGAUCGAGAAGCGUUCCAAGGUCAACGAGGACUACAGCUCCUAUGGCAGCUUCAACGACACCGUGCUGGAACUCUUCAAGCUCACCAUAGGCCUGGGUGACCUGAAAAUCCAGCAGAACUCCAAGUACCCCAUCCUCUUCCUGUUCCUGCUCAUCACCUAUGUCACCCUCACCUUCGUCCUCCUCCUCAAUAUGCUCAUUGCCCUGAUGGGGGAGACUGUGGAGAACAUCUCCAAGGAGAGUGAGCGCAUCUGGCGCCUACAGAGAGCCAGGACGAUCUUGGAGUUCGAGAAAAUGUUACCAGCAUGGCUGAGGAGCAGAUUCCAGAUGGGAGAGCUGUGUAAAGUGGCAGAGCAAGAUUUCCGACUGUGUUUGCGGAUCAACGAGGUGAAGUGGACUGAAUGGAAAACUCACGUCUCUUUCCUCAACGAAGAUCCGGGGCCCGGGAGACGGACAGCAGAUUUCAACAAAAUCCAAGAUUCUUCCAGGAGCAACAGCAAAACUACCCUCAAUGCAUCUGACGAAAUAGAUGAAUUUCCGGAAACUUCAGUGUAGAAGCAGAACCCAGAGCUCGUGUGCAUGUGGGCCAUCUGAGGCUGGAGGCUGGGUCCUGGACUUGGUGCUGCGGGCUUUGCCAAGUGAUGGAGCCUGGCUCCACCUGCAGAGAUGAGGAAAGCACCCUCAUGCUGGACGGGUGGCUGAACUGAGGGGCAGUUGUCAGUUUGAGUGGGAAACACCCUGGACUUUGUUAUUCGGCAAAGAGUUUGUAUAAACCCACGGCCAGCAGUCCUGAGCCUGGGAGUCCCAGGAGUCCCUGAAUCCUGGGUGAAGUCUCUGCGUUCCCCAACUGCAGGUCGAUUUGGCUGGGAGAGAGGGUGGCAAGGCAGGGGCGGGGGCCCAAGGAGCAGGGAGAGGAGUCUUCUGCCAAGGUCCCCAGCCCCAGCCUGCGCAUUCUACCAUCUCCCUUAUUGUAACUGGGUCUCCUGAAUUUAAGGGACUGUUGAUCCAUCCCAGAAUGUGCAGGGGACUGAGCUAAGCCGGCUAUCCUGGGACUGGAGGAGAAUGAGCUUCUGGAGCCUUCAGGGAGAAGGAAAACACCCUUGGAAUGCGUGGCCUUUGUACUCAAGGCUCAAACUGUCUCCAACUGAGACGUUUCUAGUAGCAUAAUUAACCCAGGGCUUUUCUUUUCAAUAGAGAACGGCUUUUUCAGUUUUAAAUGAAAAUUACUUCAAAUGAAGUAUGUGAUUUUAAAGCUGAGAAAUAGAUUUUAGGAUUUGAGGCUGGAGGUAAGUAUUAUAUACUUGGCCUCGUGGUGGCCAGAGCAAGGACAAAAAGCUUUUCUUUACGCACAUAAAAUUCCACAAGAGACACGCCAGGCAGGGACCACGAUCUGGGUGAAAGAUCUUGGCUGUUUUCCUUGUCCCAGCCCUGCAACAGUGCAUGCCUCUAAGUUGGGAUCAUGGCUUCGACUGAAACAGAAAUAGCAGCUGCUCUAUUCAUACGGUCUUGAAUCUCGGAGAUUACUCUUCUACAUCAGUAUUUCUCACUGGAGGAAUUUAACAAAAUACCUGAAAUGCUCUGGUAUUAAAUAUUUUUGUUAACUGUGAAUUUGGAAGUGGAGGAGAAGGCAUUUGAGAAAGGAGUGCUUGCCAAGAUGUGCGGCUUAUUUUUAGAUUCUCAUCCUCUGAUUUUUCUCGCCCCUGAAAUCACACAGAGUCACUUUGGGGGCAGAGGUGAAGUGGAGAUAGUAGAAAUGUUCCAGGUUACUGGAGCCUAAAGAACCAUAAAUCCACUCUUCCUCAGUUAUCUGGUAAAAGAUUCAUGUGGGAAUUUUUGAGGUGGAAUUAUAACGCUAUGAACCAUGAAUUUUAAUUUUAAGUGGCACAAAAUCAUUCGGCUUUUAGAUAACUUGGCUAUUGGCUAGUUAAUCUGACUUGAGGCAAAUUAAGGAGUACAGGCCAAGCAGUCCACUGUCGGCCUUUUUCUCUGCUCUGGGCUGCUCUGUGCACCAGCUUACGUGGGUGGGUAGAAACUUGGCCCUCGUGCCCCUGAUGGGCUGGGUCAGGGAGAGAUGCCAUGAGUGGAGACUUGAGGCAAAUUAAGGAGUACAGGCCAAGCAGUCCACUGUCGGCCUUUUUCUCUGCUCUGGGCUGCUCUGUGCACCAGCUUACGUGGGUGGGUAGAAACUUGGCCCUCGUGCCCCUGAUGGGCUGGGUCAGGGAGAGAUGCCAUGAGUGGAGGAUGUAGCCUUAGAGCCGUACAAUCUGCAGCAGCCCCUGCACUCUCGGAUGACCCAGGGAGCCAACCAGUGCUCUAAGCUGUAGUGGUCAGGCCAAGCUCAAGUUGAGCAGGGGAGGAAGGGGCUAGGCAUGUUCCCCAGAGAAGGGAAGAUGUGGGGAGAUUUUCCCAGAGGCAGGAGGAGCAGAUGUGUUCCAGAUGGGCAGAGCUAGUGCCAAAAGUUGGAAAUUUCAGGGAAAAAAAGUUUAGUUCAAUUCAGUCCAGCAACUGCUCCAGAUAUUGGGGAUAUUUAAGCAGAAGCUGGUUGAGCAUUUAUUAAGGAUAUUGUUAAAGAUCACAAUCAAAUGAACUUGAAGGUCCUUUUAGCCUGGAGAUUAGCAUCCUGUAUCUGGAAUUACCUGCUUGCAUUUAUCCUGAACAGUUGUCCUGGUUUGAAGGGCAGCCGUUUGGAUCCAUGGCACCAUGCUCUACACCAUGUAGCUGGGAAUUCAGAUAUGUUUUGAUUUGGAUAUGAAUGGAUAAAGCCGCAUGGUUCUCCAUUUCCCACUUGAACGAAAGCUGGGAGGUUAGACAGACAGAAAUCAAUAACUGGAUCUUUGCCUUCUUACAUGUAUGGAGACCUGUCUGUGGAUCUGGAUGGGAUUUGUUGGCAGGACCAUUUUCUAUACUGAAUCUUCUUCCUGACAGUGGCAUCCCCCAAAGGUUUUCAGCCUAGGUGGUCUCAGCCUAGGUAGGUUUACCAAGGAAAGCAAUGAGUCAAAGAGCAUUGGCUUAAAAGGACCAGUUCUCUUAUGUUACACCUGGAGACUAAAGCUCCAAAAGGAAAGUGGACUUGUUCAGAGUCAUGCAGGAGGUCGUAUCAGAGCUGUUGAAGCUGGAGUGUUCUGAUUCUGGACCACAGAUAUCCCCCCGCACGAUUUUUUUUUAGCACAGUUAUUCAGUAAAUUUGAGUCUGCCUUUGUGGUUGACGUAUGUGAGGGGACUAGAGCUUUUUGCUCAGAUGAUUCACGCUGGCAGUCUGCACUGUCCCUGUGAUCCCCAUGAUGGGUUUAAAAUUCAAGUGUGUGCACACAGGUGUGUACAAAACCACACACCACGCCACACGGAGUCCACAGGUGUAUCAGGACAUCUUAAAUGAUUCACAUUUCAGUAAUUUAAGGGGAAGGCAUUUUCCAGGGAUGGAAUCUCCCAUGCUCAGAUAACAGUUUUGGCUGGAAAUUUUUAACUAAACUCUGCCUCAGGAAGCAUCCAUUAUUUUAGAAAUUAUGUGAUAUAUCUGUUUGGCAUAAAAAUGGUGCUUACCUUCCUCCUUGCAAGGGUGGGAGAAGGAGCUCAAGGCUGUACUGCGAAGUCAUUAUGGUCGUAGAGGGCUCCUGCCUUGGAGCCCAGUGUUAUUGACCUUCUUUUCCUUCCACAGGCCUGGUGAGCUAAGUUCUUUUGCUCUGGGUAAGGCCCCGGUAGAUGGGCCGUCAUCUGGGCCUGUAAGCCAUACUUGAUCUCUGCACUGAUUUAUAUGUUGUUACUGUGAUCUUGGUCCCAAACACAGAAUUGUCACCUUGUUCUCACUGAAUAUGCCUGAUCCUUGCAAAUUCCUUUUACAUCUUGUUUUUAGUGUUGUGUGUGUGUGCAACUCUAUGUUCAAGAAAGAAGUCAUAAAUGGAGUAAGAACAUUUUAGUGCCAUUGAAGAAAUGCUUUUAUGAUUUCUAAUAAAUAUUUAUUUUGCCUUGUUAUGAUCAUGUUUUAUCCUUGUCUUAGGUGUGCCACUAUGAAGACUGACUAGAAAUUGUAGGGUGUUGCUUAACAUGAGUGGAUAAAGGGAAGGCCACUUUUCAGACCUAAAAUAUUAUUAUUGGUCCCAGCUCAGCACACUAAGACAUGCCACCUUUGUGCAGCAUUUACAUCUCAAAGUAUAUCACGUCCAGUACCCCAUUUUAACCACUCAAUAACUCUGGAAGUAAAAGGAGAGUAAAAGGAGACCUAGAGAUUUUAAGUGACAUGCCCAAGGAAUCACAGCCUGAAAACCUUACAGGUUCAGGAAAUAUGACCCCAAGCAGAGGGUCCAUCCAUAGAAAUCCCUCCUGUCUACCUCACAGGACCUUUAUUUAUAAGGAGGCAGUAAGGGAAUGGACAGGAAAGAGCUGAUAUUAUUACUAUCAUUAUUGCCCAACAUAUAUGUAUGUGCAUUUUUUUCAUUCUUUUGAGUUAUUUUGAAAGAAUGGCAGUUCUCAACUUGAAUGCCAAGACGCUGCUGUGUCUUGAGGGGUUGCAGAACUUGCAAACAAUUUAUUAAUAAGUGAUGUGCUGCAUUUGGUCAAUUACUUAAUCCAAAACGAUUCCCAGAAUAACACCCUUCACUGGGAUAUGUCUUCUCGAGUGGCAAGGAAAUGGGAAUUGUACAUAAUCCACAUCCUAGCUCAAACAGGUUUCAGUCUAUAAUCUAGGAAUGUGCCAUCCACGGAAACAUUCUGGGUAGACUGAUAGAAAAAGGGUGGAAGCCCCUGUUGUAGUAUAUAUUCUGGGGGUGGGAUGCCUAGGUCAAUGAGGAUAAACAGUUUUAUGACUUUUGAUACGGUGAAAAAUUAUCUUCCAAAAGAUAUUUUGCAAUUUUUUCAGCCUUUGAGAUUGUAUGAUUCCCUAUUUAUAAAGUGCUUUCAUUCAUAUUGGUUAUCUUAAUUCACUGUUUUGUGGAUUUUUAAUUUUUGUUUAAUUAAAAAAUUAAUUUUAAAAAUUGUUUAAUUUUUUUUUUUAUUUAUUAUUUUUGGCUGCAUUGGGUCUUCGUUGCUGCAUGCAGGCUUUCACUAGUUGCGGCAAGCGGGGGCUACUCUUCGUUGUGGUGUGCGGGCUUCUCACUGUGGUGGCUUCUCUUGUUGCAGAGCAUGGGCUCUAGGCACGCGGGUUUCAGUAGUUGUGGCACUCAGGCUCAGUAGUUGUGGCUCACGGGUUCUAGGGCGCAGGCUCAGUAGUUGUGGUGCACGGGCUUAGUUGCUCCGCAGCAUGUGGAGUCUUCCAGGACCAGGGCUUGAACCCGUGUCCCCUGCAUUGGCAGGCGGAUUCUUAACCACUGUGCCACCAGGGAAGUCCCUGUAGACGGUUUGAUGAGUAUUCUAUCUCCAUUCAAUAGGUGGGGAAAUUGAGACUUGGAGAGAGAUGGAAUGACAGGUGAAGGUCACAGUGCUUUUUCCUGGGCCAAGGAUCCAAGUUCUCUGAGGUGUACUGGUACGCACUACUCCAGUAGUGUCAAUGAGCUCACAUAACAAAGUGGUUUAGCCUAGCCUGAGUCACAUUUAAGAAUAAGUGUCAUCCAGGUAAAGGGAGCGUGGUGGUGGGAUAGGGUUUCAAUAAGAGGGAACAACAUGGGCAAAGACCAUGUCGUAGUAGGGAGCUUGGUGCAUCUGAGGAUGGAGAAGUCUUUGUGGCCAAAUUGCUGGGAAAAAGGGCUGCAGAGGUAGGCAGAGGCUAGAGCACACAGGACUCGUCCAGCUGUGGGGAGGCUUUGAGAUUUCCUAUCAUGAGUGAGGAGAAACCAACAAAAGCUUUCACACAACGGGAUUAUUGAAUUUCCUUUUUUUCCCCAUAGGGUUGCAGGCUUAAAAGGGUGUAAUUUUCCAUCCGCCAUCAUCUGGCAUAUCGUGACAGUCUGAAGAGUGUGGAAUGGAGUAAAUUCUACCUGGGAGUGAUGGGGAUACUCAGGAGGUGACUGGGAAAGAAGGCAAGAAGGCAAAGAGAAGGCAGAGACAUUGGUGGAAUAUGAAGACAUUUCAGUAGAGAAGGAAUGGCUGAGCACACUCAUUUACUCAACUGAACUUUAUCGGGCAUUUAUUAGAUUACAGGUGCUGAAAAAGACACUGAUAAUGUCCCCAAGUUUGGAUGGAAGCAGAGAGGGUCAAAGAGGCAAGCCAAGAAAGGCUUUAUAGAUGAAAUGAGAGUCGAGUUGCAUUUGGAAGAAAACAAUAGGAAUUUGCUAACGCGAGGUCUCGUGGGGGAGGGGCAGGGAUGGGGGAAGGGAAGGGAAGGGAGAAAAUUCUAGGUGGAAAGGCCAGUCUCUGUGAAGACACGCAGGAAUAAAACAACACAAAGCCGACUGGAACAGAGAGAACCUGAAGGCAGAUGAGUCUAGAGAGGUUGUGGGGAGGGAAGGGCAGAUCAAAAAGGGCCUUUUAUGUUAGGAAUUUCACUAGGCACCGUGCUAAGUACUUAUCUGCAUUAGCCCACUUAAUCCUCACAAUAAUCCCAUGAGAGGGACACUAUUAUUUUGAUUAUCCCCAUUUUAUAAAUGGGAAAAAUGAGUCUGCAGACUGUUAGAAAUAAUCAAAAUAAAACUGAAAGUGGCUAAAGCCACACAACAAUAUGUUAUAGUUAUAGAUUUUAAAAAAUCACACCUAACUAACUCUAAAGAUAUAAAUAUUGAGUCAGAGAGAAUGAGACUUGAUAGAAAUAAUCAAGACAAAACCUGAAAUCGCAGUGGCCUCAGUUGCACAUUGUAAAUUUUGUAACUAACUAAAAUUUGAUGGGAGAGUAAAGUAUUUUUGCCAAAAUAUACGUAUGGAAAAAAACUGUCCUAGAAAAAUUGAACUUAGACAUAGAGAACAAAGGAACAGUCUAUGUUCUAUGGGAGAAGGAAGCUUGGUAAAACUUGUUAUAUACAAAAGGUGAUUGAUAAAUCAAAUCUUUACUAAAGAAUUCAGAAGGAAGAGAGUUUAUUCCAAUGAAAAUAAUUUUGGUAAAGUGCAAAAAUA
This is a messenger RNA of Physeter macrocephalus (sperm whale), 9534 nucleotides long. RefSeq names its product transient receptor potential cation channel subfamily V member 3 (gene TRPV3). Bases 940 to 3114 code for a protein of 724 amino acids. Gene Ontology annotation, molecular function: protein binding; calcium channel activity. The transcript has 17 exons. The record is from RefSeq and is a predicted model, not a curated record. Gene Ontology annotation, biological process: osmosensory signaling pathway; calcium ion import across plasma membrane; actin filament organization. Lineage: Eukaryota; Metazoa; Chordata; Mammalia; Artiodactyla; Physeteridae. Gene Ontology annotation, cellular component: cilium; plasma membrane.